Molecule: messenger RNA, 5901 nt
Organism: Tetrahymena thermophila SB210
Lineage: Eukaryota; Ciliophora; Oligohymenophorea; Hymenostomatida; Tetrahymenidae
Product: MON2-like protein
Exons: 16
Source: RefSeq, a predicted model, not a curated record
AUGAAUUCGAGGCAUUUGGAGGUACUUUUAGAAGAACUUAAAUAAUUUUAAAAUGAUACAAAAAAGAAAUAUUCAGAAAUCAAGGAUGAAGCAUCGAAGUUGUAUUCAUAGCUAGAAAAGCUUAAGAAAACAUUUAGGGAUAGUGGCGAAAAAAGUGAAGUGAGAUUCCCCUUUGAACUUUUUGAGCCGCUGAUAAAAGUUGUUAGCAAUACAAAGAAAUCAAGGGUGAACAUUAAUUUGAUGACAAUCCUAUCACGUCUUUUUAAUCUUAAGCUUCUACAUAAGUAUGAAGAAUUCUACUAUAUUUUAGAUUACUUGCACAAAGUUGUGGAAAUUAAGAAGUAGAAUCUAAUAAUAAAAUUGCAGCAAACCCUUUUCAAUUUAAUCACUCCUUAAAUUAUUUCAAUCCUGAAGCUAGAUUACAUUUAGUUAGCUCUAACAAUCAUGUUGAAAAUUCGUGAGCAGUUCGAUAUUGCUAUGAUAAAAAGUCUAAAUUUCACAAUUUAGUCCUAGAUCAUUUCUGUUAUUUCUCAAUAGGCAGUAAAGUACGAGUAAGCUUAAGUAUAGAAUAAUUAUAUGAAAAUAUUUAAGGAUUUUAUAAGUAUCAUUGAUAAAAAUAUCCCUUAAUGGUUUGGAAAUACAAAGCCCACCCCUGAAAUAGGUAUUGAGUGUCUAAGUAUUAUGAUUGACGAAGGAGAAAAAGUGUUUAAAGGAAAUUGUGAAUUAGAAAAUAUACUUCAAAAUGAUUUAAUUAAUAAAUUAGAUUAGAUACUUCAAUCAGCGUAGGGGCAAAAAGACGAAAAUUUAUAUAUCAAAGUUUUGAAAUUGCAAACUAAAAUAGUUGGUUUGAUUCACAGCAAAUAUGCAAUUUUUCAAAAAUAUAACUUGAAUGAUUAAAAAAAGUUUUCAAAACUUAGAUUUUCAGCUUUAGAGUCAUACAACAACAUUUUUACCAAGUUGGAGUCCUUUUAAAAGUUUAUAGAGUCAACUUACAGACCAAACACCACAAAUUGCCAAUUCAUAGAUUUUUUAAAAGAUCUUACUGAAGUUGUAAAAGAUUUAUUUGGAAAUUUGACUGUCAAUAAAAAGAGAAGGUAAAAAAGCUAUGCUGAUUCUGUAGGAGCAGAUAUAGAUGGUGUUGUAGAGCUGAAUGGAAAUGAUUUUCUUCUUUUAUGCAUAUAAAUUAUAAAUAAUAUUGCUUAAAACAUAACUCAAAUGUGUUCAAAUCUCUCAAACAUAAACUUGAUGUCUCUAAAAAAAUACGAUAAAAGUUAUAAAUUCUCCUAUGAUGAAGAAAAUUUUAGAUAGUUUUUCGAAGACGUUUACAGACAUCUAUACAAUAUUUUAAAGCUCAUAUUUAGCGCUCUAAAUCAUCAAAAUAUCCCACUAGAUCAACAAAAUGCUUAACUGUUUAUUACAUCAAGAAAUUGUAUUUUCCUUUCUCUCUUUCUGAAUAAACAAAAGGCUUUCGCACAAUUCAUUAAGUUAGUAUGCCAAACUAUUUUAACAAAAGAUUCUCAUAUUGAUAAGAAAUUUUUAUACAAUACAUAAAUUUUCUUCUACAUCUAUGAAAACUUCCCUGAAUGUCUAAAUGUUACUUGUUGGGAGUACCUCAUAUAUUAUUUGCAUUUGUGCAAUUAUUUAAUUGUAAAAGAAGAAGAAAGGAAAGAUUGUAAAUCUUUGACAUAAUUUACAGCGAGGACAUAAGGUAAUAAUACUGCUUAAACUCAUCAAACUUAUUAAACAUAGUACACAGAAACUCAGACAAAAUAAAACUAAACUGAAAUCGAUGAAUAAGAAAACUAAAUUACUUAAUUUGUUGAAAAAAUAAAAUAAUUUUUCAAAAAUACUUAGCAUUUAACAUCUAAAUAGCUGAAUUCUCUAAUUGUAGCUUUAGAAAAUUCUACUUAUGAUAUGUUAGAAGACACAGAAUUUGUCCAGUAAUCUGGACUACUUCCUCGUCAUUAAAAAUCUGAAUCAAUUUCUACUCCUCUUUUGUUUUCUCCUACUUCCUAAUAAGUAGUAAAUAUCUCUUUAGUGAGACGUCAAUUUGAUGAGACAUUUACUUUGACAAAAAUAUAUGAAGUGGUUUUAUCUAACAAGCAUAGAGUUCAUUUAAUAUGGAAAAAUGUAAGCUCUACACUGAUUACUAUUAGUACUUGCAGAGAUAUGGAGUUUAGGAUAAAAGCUGUUACUAUCCUAGGAUCUAUUUUGCUAGAAAUAGGAUAAUAUUUUGCAACUGGAAACCAAAUCAAUCAAACCAAAGAGAACACUAGCUAGGAUAGCAUUAAAAUCUGUGAUUCACCACUCAUGAAAUCCUCAUAGGAUCUUGAAGCUUAGUUUUCACCAUCAGAAGUGUAAGGGAUAAUAUUUAGUGCUUGGGAAUCUCUAUCAAUGUGCUAAUUCUAGGAAGUUAAAUCAAUAAUUUCAGAUUAAAUGGAAUAAGUUAUUAAUACAUUAGGAAGUACGCUUAACAUUAAAGGAAGAUAAGCUCUCCUUAAAGUAUUGAUGAGCUUUUCUGAAGUCUAAAAAAAUGAUAAGUAUAUUGAAAAUUUCCAAUGUAUAAUCUUGCUUAUUCAGGCAACAAGUGUAACAGAUACAAACAUAAAUGAAAUAGAGCAAUAUAUGAAAACGCUCUAAGGAUUUAUUAACAAUUCAGGAGACGAACAAGUUAUUUACCAUUCUUGCCAAUAAUUUUUAAAGUUAAUUUAAUAUUUAAAUGAACUUGCAAAAAAUUAAAAGAGCACUUAUAUUAUGAAUACAAUUUUGAACUAUGUUAGGGAUAUUCUUUUUUGCCUUGUUUAAAUAUCAACUCAUUCAAAUGUAGAAAUAAGAGAGUAGUCUCUCGAUUGCUUUGCUACAGCUAUAGUGGAAUACUCAGAAAACUUUGACAUGACAUUCUGGACAUAGAUUAUAUUUAAAGACAUUUUAUUCAAGAUUUCUAGCGAUACCAUAAAAUAUCUAUACUAGUAUCUUUAGGAAUAACUAAAAUUAAAAUAAGAAAAUUAAGAAUUUUAAGAAUGGUAAAGCUCUUCGAUGCAACUGAUUGACAGUAUUACAGAAAUUACUUAAAAAUUUAUAGAAUUUGUUUAAAAGAAAAAGUAAACUGAAAAUUUAUAACCUAUUCAAGAGUCUUUACAUGAAACAUUAUCGGAAUCUUAAAUAUGCGGUGAUGAUGGAGAUAAUUCUAUAAUCUAAAGAAAAAAUAUAACUAAAAAUACCAUAAAUAAUAAUUAAGAAAGUAAUUAAAGCUCUGAAGAAGAUGGUGAUGCAUCUUCAGAGAAGACAUCGAAGACAUUAUUAGAAUUUGCUCCUAAAACAAAUCGUACAGAUGGACAUCAGCCAUAAGCUCUAUCAUCUAAGCUAAUAACACUAAUGAAUCAAAAUUUAAUAAAUAAUACCAUUUCAGAUAAAAAAGUUUUGAAUUUCGAAAAAAAAGUAAAGAGUGCCACUAACCUAGAAAAUUCAAAAGAAAAAGAAGAUGAAGAUCAUGAUCAUAAUUAUCCUAUACAAUACACUGAAAAUUUCGAAACAGAAGGAGAUCAAGUAAUAAAAUUGGUUUCAUUCGAAGAUGAUAUUGAAGAGAAUGCUAACUAAGAUGACAAAAAUAACUAAGAAAAUAAAGAAGGAGAAGAUGAGAAAAUAAACUCACAAGAACUAAGUGGUCAAAAGUAGAAAAAGCAUCAACUAAAAAUCAAAGAUAGUUUGGCUUAAUAAAAUAUUUUGAACAAGAAAAAACUAGUUUUUCCUAAAUCCAAAAAAUUUUACAGUAAAACUAAGACUCGCUAAAUUUCUAGCUUAAGGUCUUUAGACUCUAAAGAAUAGCAAAUUAACGUGGGCAAAGAAACAGUUUAAAAUGGCUAUGAAUUACAAUAAAUAGAUGAAAUGAAAGAAUCAAUUGAAAAAUAAUAAUAACGUACAAGAACUGUAACAAAAGAUUUAAUCUAGAUGAAUAAAAUAAAAGAAGUUGAAUCAUCUAGGUCAAUAGAAAAUAGCUAAGAAGCAAAAUAAUAAGUCAAAUAGGAAUAGGAAAAUGCUGUGGAAGAUCACAUCAGUGAUGUCAUUAGGUAGAAAUAAGAAACCUAGGAAUGGUCUGUCAAUAUUAAUGAAUAGUAAGUAUAAAAGUAGUUAUCAAAUUCAUCGUCUUAUAAGAAUAUUGUUGACAAUAACAGUUAGAGUGCUGCCUCUACCAAAAUUGAAAGCGAUACUAUCAGUGAGCCUCGUAAAAAUAGCGAUGCAGAGGUAUUCAGAUAAUAACCUCCUUUAAUUAAUUUCAUCAAAGCAGACGAAUACAAUAAUGAUGACAAACUAAAGGAGCUUUAGUCUGAAGAGUCUGAGUAAGAGGCUACUCCUAUGAUGCCCAGAGAAUAAAAGGCUGUAGAAAUAAAUAGUUUAGAGCUUUAUUUCAUCAUUUUAGGAGAUUUUAUCAGUUUCAAAGUUACUGAUAUAACAUUUUUAUGUGUGAAAGAUAUUGCCUAGUUUAUAAAAAACUAUCCUUAGUACACUGUUUACCUUUAGUAAGAAAUUAUUACAGUUAUUGACAGACUUGAUGAUUUCUUCUCUUAAAUUCCAAUAGAUAUUGUUGAGUCAAAGAAAAUAAUUGAAAAUGGUAUUCCUGAAACAGUUGGAUUACUAAGAUAGAUUUUAAGCAUAGAUAGGAUACCUAGAAAGAAAGAUCACGAGUAAAUGAUAGCAACUAGCAUGGCACUUUUAUAUAAAAUUAUGAUCUUCCCAAAUAUGGUCGAGUAGACAUUUAACAAUGUACUCUACCAAGUGUAAUAUUCAGAUGACUAAGUUUAUGAUUUGCUAAAUGAUAUUGUAAUGAACUUUAAAAAUAAAAGAACUCUUUACAAGAGCAUUUUUAUAUGUUUCAUUAAAGAAUUCUUUUAAGAAGAUAUGUCAGACCCAUUCUUUGAUAAAACGUUGAAAAAGAUUCUUUAAAUCAUAAAGAGUUUAAUAUCAAACGAAACAAAAAUAAAUAAAAAAUAUAUUUAUGAUGUUUUACUUCACAUUUAUCGUAUUAUCAACCUUAAAUAUGAUAAUGCUUAUCAUCACUUUUGGUAUACUUCCCUAAAUUAAUAAAGCAAUCCUAUAUGGUAUGAGGCCACUCAAAUUUUUACAUUUAUAGCAAAUAUUCUAGUUUCUAAUAAAAUUUAAACCGAUCCAAUUUUAUAACUAACCUUAGAUUUCUUUAAGCAAGAAAUCAAAGAAUAAGAUAAAGUUUAAUUCAAAAGUGAAGAAGAUUUAAUGCUUUACCUAGAUCAUGACAAAACACUCCUUCUCUUUUUGUUAAAAUCUUUCGCUCUUGGUGAAGUUAACUUGACUUUAGAUUAGGCUCUGGAUAUAGGAUAGUUAAUUCACACCUUUUCUUAAAGGAAACCUAAUAUAUAGCUCGAAAAGAUUCACCUAUUAGAAAAGUUUUAGACUCAAAGCUUCUCUCAAUUCUGCUUAGAAGCUCUCUUCCAAAUUAGUAAUUACAUGGAUGGAUGUAGUAGCUAAAGAUUAUUUAACUCAUAAAUAUUCCUACCAUUUUUCUUGUCAAGAGCUUAAGCUAUUUUUGAUAAAUUUAUUUCAACCUUAGAGCAACAAAAUUAAAAAGCGACAAAUUAAGUCAAAGAAGUAUAAAGUAGAUAAUUUUUGCAUUUCUUAGAAAAUCUCUAAAACUUGAAUAUUGCUCCAAAUACUUUUAAAGAGUUUAAGAGUAACAAAAUAUACUCUUCAUUACCUUACAGACUUAAGAAAAUAGAAAACCCUUUAUUAAACAACUCUAAAGGACAUAUAGGCUAUUUGAUGCCAUAAUUAACUGAAUGUAUUCAUAGCAACAAUUCAGAAGUGAGAGAUUUAGUGAAAAUAAUUAUACAAACAUAUCAUUAAAAAAUAGGAGUUUAUGAGCUUUAAUGA